CUGGACAAGAGCCAACUCUAAUGGAUCUAUGGAAACGGCAGCACAUGAAAAAGAACAAAGAGUUCAGUACCCCAAAGGCUCAAGAGAUUAAUGAUGAGAUGGAAAAAAGAGUUGCUGAGGCUCGGGCUAAAGGUGAAGAACCCAAUCAUUGGGACAUAUAUCGCCAGGUUGUUGGGGAGCCACGCAAAGGUCGAGUACUUGGGAUGGGUUUGGGAGUCACAGCAGCAGAUGUUUAUGGCUAUGCCUCAACAGAUGGUUGUAGUAAACGCUGCCAAGAAGAUCGCUUAAAAGAGAAAGAAAAGAGUGAUGCAGUCAUCAAAGAAUUGCAAGAAAAGAUAGUAUCG
Messenger RNA from Linum tenue, 344 nucleotides. Lineage: Eukaryota; Viridiplantae; Streptophyta; Magnoliopsida; Malpighiales; Linaceae. The record is from the annotation of a GenBank genome assembly.